CGGGAUCAAGAGGCUAACGCGUUGUACAGAGGCUUGCCUCUUCAACGUUUUUAUUUUAAAUAUAGUGAUAUCCGAUCACUAAUAAUUGAAUUUAACAUGAAAUUGAAUUUUUAUUAGAGCUAAAAGCUCAUUUUUUACACAGUAUCAUUAAAAAAUUGAUUUAUUAUUUCUCUAUCAUGUCUCCCUCUGUCUGUGGUGAUCUGUUAUGGCCGGUUGAUAUCCUGUUCCUGCUUCUCCUUUUCGUCGUGAUUUUCUGUACAGCAACAUGACUACUCAAAUAUCAAAGAAGCGAAAAUUUGUCGCCGAUGGCGUGUUCAAAGCCGAGUUGAACGAGUUCUUGAGCCGCGAGCUGUACGAGGAUGGCUACUCGGGUGUCGAGGUGCGCGUCACACCGUCCAAGACGGAGAUCAUCAUUAUGGCGACCAGAACACAGGAGGUGCUUGGGCCCAAGGGUCGUCACAUCAGGGAGCUCACAUCCUUCGUCCAGAAGAGGUUCAACUUCCCAGAAAACUCGCUCGACUUGUAUGCCGAGAAAGUGGCAACCAGAGGUCUGUGCGCCAUUGCCCAGGCUGAAUCCCUCCGUUACAAACUGGUCGGCGGACUGGCUGUCAGACGAGCGUGCUACGGUGUGCUGCGCUUCAUAAUGGAGAGCGGAGCCAAGGGCUGCGAAGUGGUGGUCUCGGGCAAGCUGCGUGGUCAGCGAGCCAAGUCGAUGAAGUUUGUCGACGGCCUCAUGAUUCACAGCGGAGAGCCCUGCAUCGACUAUGUCGACACCGCCACACGGCAUGUGCUACUGCGUCAAGGUGUACUAGGAAUUAAGGUAAAGAUCAUGUUGCCUUGGGACGCGAACGGCAAAAUUGGACCCAAGAAGCUUCUUCCCGACAACGUGUCUGUUGUUGAGCCAAAAGAGGAAAUCCUACCACUUGCUCCGUCAAGCGAGAUCAAAGCGAGCAAACCUGACGGACCAGUUGUCUAAUGAUUUAUAAAUAAACUAUUGUUUUGAAAAUAAACAAAAAAAGGUACAAAUGA
Nilaparvata lugens (brown planthopper) is the source of this 1029-nucleotide messenger RNA. It is a transcript of the gene RpS3, whose product is annotated as 40S ribosomal protein S3-A. The transcript is spliced from 4 exons. Gene Ontology annotation, biological process: positive regulation of apoptotic signaling pathway; translation. The record is from RefSeq and is a predicted model, not a curated record. Lineage: Eukaryota; Metazoa; Arthropoda; Insecta; Hemiptera; Delphacidae. The coding region runs from base 266 to 976 and encodes 236 amino acids. Gene Ontology annotation, molecular function: structural constituent of ribosome; RNA binding. Gene Ontology annotation, cellular component: cytosolic small ribosomal subunit; nucleus.